UCCAGGUAGCUAUGUGUGUUUCUGAACGGUGUUCUUCCAGAGAUUUAACAGCUGCUUUUCGCUCCAUUGGCGCCAGGGAUGCCGUACAGAUAGUGUGCAAGGGAGACAGACGUCUUGACUUCAGAACCGACGCUGGCGCCAUCUGUGCAAGCAUUCUUGGGUGUGUGUUCGUUUUGGUGGUCAUUUUGGGGACUGUCUAUGACGUUCUGGACUCUCGUUAUUUCUCAACGAGCACAAAGACUUCUACUGUCCCACCCGGCAUGGACGCCCCUCAGCCGCCUGGUGUACUCUGUUUUCCUCAUCCAUCUGCCAGUCAUGGUGUGGUUCGGGAUGAGCCAGAGGACCAUGCUGUAUAUGACCGAUUCAAUGAUGGCAUACAUAUUCAUCGGCCACGUCGUGGUUAGUUUUGGCGCCGCUUUUCUAGUGUCCUUGACGAUAGAGGUCCCCCUGGUCGCGGUGGAGACAGUGCUGCUUGGUAAGAAGCAAUGGAGAAGAAAAUAAUGACCAAGGAUUUUCUCUUCUCAUAACUAUUUUCCAUGGGUUUAUUGACACAUGGAAAACAUGCAAGGCGGUCAGAUAUGGUGAUGACAAACAUUAUGGAAAAAUAUAGGUCACCAGGUGACACUAGGUGCUGGUUUCGUCUCCAGAAAUGCUAGCAUCAGUAUUUUACAAGCAAUGAAUCUGGCCAAGUUUCAUGCUUUUAUCGCAAAAUUUAACAAUUGGUAAUGUUUUUGGACGAUAAAGCUUAGUAGAUAGGGCACAAAUAUAGCUACCAAAACCCAGCUGAGUGGGGACGACAACUCUAUGAAAAGAUUCUCGCUGGAAAGCGCACAUAAU
Messenger RNA from Lingula anatina, 837 nucleotides. Its product is annotated as O-acyltransferase like protein-like. The record is from RefSeq and is a predicted model, not a curated record. Lineage: Eukaryota; Metazoa; Brachiopoda; Lingulata; Lingulida; Lingulidae. Gene Ontology annotation, molecular function: acyltransferase activity, transferring groups other than amino-acyl groups.